This is a messenger RNA of Fusarium sp. VM40, 840 nucleotides long. The record is from the annotation of a GenBank genome assembly. Lineage: Eukaryota; Fungi; Ascomycota; Sordariomycetes; Hypocreales; Nectriaceae.
AUGUCUACCGAACAGAACAAGCAGGAGAAGUGCACCGAGACCUACUGGCCUCUCCUCAAGGAACAGUUGUCAAGCGGUAAGGCCACCUUCGACAACCUUGAGCUGACCUGUAACAUAUGUUAUGAUACCAUGGGCACACAACCUUCCGAUCAGGUCAACGAGGCUGGUACCCACGGCGCCAGAAUCCUCCCAUGCGGCCACAUGUUCGGCUACUGCUGCUUGCGCCAAGCAUAUGAGGCCUCCCUGGAUGCUGACACGAGAUCCUGCUGUCCUACCUGCCGCGCCACUGUUAUACACUCGACGUGUCGACAUAUUCAUCCAGGUCAGAAGAUGCCCACGUGCCUGGAAGACUUACACCGUGUGGCUGGCCCUAUCAAGGAUGGCGAAAUGAUUGCGAGCUGCAGGUACUGCAUCGCCAGGGUGCAUAUGGAGGUUUUACGCGAAUGCCUCGAUAUAGAGAACGCCUCCAAUCCUGACCGCGACAUCAACUUGGACCUUUGCUUCGGAUCAAGAACCUGCAUGUACUAUACGUACCCAGCCCCCCAAGUCGGAGAGAAGGUACCAGUGCCCGAGUCUGUGGCGAAGGCAUUCCGCGAUAUGUUCGCGUCGCAGAAGCGGAUAGAGACCGGAGAGUUUCAGGCCGAGGUGGGCUAUGAAGGCGUCUGGUCCGAUGAACCACUGAGCGACAGCGAGUUAAUAUGCUUCAUCACCGGUUCACCUUCUCCCAAGCCCCUCCCUUUUUGGGAGUUUGCCGACUACCAGAAUCUUCAGGAUAAGAGAGAUGGUGUUGCACCCAAGACUGUGGAGGAGUUGCGUGCUAUCUACAACGAUGAGUACUAA